Cladophialophora psammophila CBS 110553 is the source of this 2430-nucleotide messenger RNA. RefSeq lists its product as uncharacterized. Lineage: Eukaryota; Fungi; Ascomycota; Eurotiomycetes; Chaetothyriales; Herpotrichiellaceae. Gene Ontology annotation, cellular component: catalytic step 2 spliceosome. The record is from RefSeq and is a predicted model, not a curated record. Gene Ontology annotation, biological process: mRNA splicing, via spliceosome. The transcript is spliced from 3 exons. Gene Ontology annotation, molecular function: protein binding; RNA binding. Bases 1 to 2430 code for a protein of 809 amino acids.
AUGGCGGACACGAUGUUGCUGUCGUCCGCCGUCCGUCUCCCCACCCCACCCCCAGGUGGUUCCUAUUCACCAGGCCCUUCAGCACCCAGAAAGAGAUCCCCUCCUUCACGCUCACCUUCUCCUAAACGUCGCCGACCUGCGCCCGUUGAAGACAAUGACGAGCGGAAAACGAGGGGGGCAGAACCGGAGCGCGAGAUGGACGAGCGGGAGAGACAAUUGCUCGCCAGGUUCAAACCUAGAGAAUCAGAUGAAGCAAGACGGAAACCCUUGACUGCGGAAGAAAAACAAGCGGCCGCGAAAGCCGAGUACGAGAAGUUACUCACCAUGCGCUCAGGUGGCACCUAUAUACCUCCAGCGAAACUGCGUGCCUUGCAGUCACAAAUCACCGACAAGUCAAGCAAGGAGUAUCAGCGGAUGGCUUGGGAGGCCCUAAAGAAAUCAAUCAACGGCCUCAUUAACAAGGUCAAUGUCUCCAAUAUCAAGCACAUCGUCCCUGAAUUGUUUGGUGAAAACUUGGUCCGCGGUCGAGGAUUGUUCUGCCGCAGCAUCAUGAAGGCCCAGGCCGCUUCCUUGCCCUUCACCCCUAUCUAUGCAGCGAUGGCCGCUAUUGUCAACACAAAACUGCCUCAAGUCGGGGAGCUGCUCCUCAACCGGCUGGUCGUUCAAUUUCGCAAGGCCUUCAAGCGCAACGACAAAGCUGUCUGCCUCUCUUCCACCACCUUCAUCGCUCAUCUGUGUAACCAGCAAGUCGCUCACGAGACUCUGGCUGCACAACUGCUUCUAUUGCUUCUACACAAGCCGACCGACGACUCUGUGGAGAUUGCGGUUGGCUUGACGAGAGAAGUGGGCCAACAUUUGGAGGAGAUGAGCCCACCGAUCGCACUGGCUGUUUUUGAUCAAUUUCGAAGCAUUCUGCAUGAGGCUGAUAUCGACAAACGAGUCCAAUACAUGAUAGAAGUUCUGUUCCAGGUCAGAAAGGAUCGGUACAAAGACAAUCCGGCGAUUCGGGAAGACCUCGAUCUCGUAGAGGAAGAAGAUCAAAUUACGCACCAAGUCGACCUUGAUGAUGAUAUUGAUGUCCAAGAUUCGUUGAACAUUUUCAAGUACGACCCACAGUGGGAAGAACAUGAAGAGGCGUAUAGGAAGUUGAAAGCCGAAAUCCUCGGGGAAGAGAGUGAUGAUGAGGAAGAGGGUGAUGAGAGUGGCUCUGAUGAGAGUUCCGAGGAUGAAGAGGCCCAGCAAGAGCGUGCAUUGGAAAUCAAAGAUCAAACAAACACAGACCUGGUCAAUUUGCGAAGGACAAUUUACUUGACAAUCAUGUCCAGUCUCGAUUUCGAAGAAGCUUGUCACAAGCUGAUGAAAAUUCAACUCCCGGCGGGGCAGGAAUCCGAGUUGCCUUCCAUGAUCAUAGAAUGCUGCUCUCAGGAGAAGACAUACUCGAAGUUCUUUGGCCUUGUCGGUGAAAGAUUUGCGAAACUAAAUCGACUCUGGACAGACUUGUUUGAACAAGCCUUUGCCAAGUACUACGACACAAUUCACCGAUAUGAGACAAACCGGCUGCGGAACAUCGCUCGAUUUUUUGGACAUCUGUUGGCCACCGAUGCUAUUGGCUGGCACGUGUUUUCUGUGGUGCAUCUCAAUGAGGAAGAGACCACUUCCAGCAGCCGUAUCUUCAUUAAGAUACUGUUCCAGGAUCUGGCUGAAGCCAUGGGACUGCCUGAGCUUCAGAAGAGGAUGAAGGAUGAAAUUCUUCGACCCAGCUAUUCCGGAAUUUUCCCGACAGACACACCCCGCAACACACGAUUCGCCAUCAAUUAUUUUACGUCCAUCGGCAUGGGCGCCCUCACAGAGGAAAUGCGUGAACAUCUCAAGAGUUUGCCUAAACCGGAGCCCCCCGCUCUCCCGGCACCAAAAGACGAAAUCUUGGAUUCAGAGAGCGUCAGUCAUCCACAAGAAAUCCUCCUCGCCGGGCCGAUAGAAGGCCUCGGUCGUCAACUCCAGAUGAUCGGGCGAAAGGCAAAGCACGUGGCCGGCGUGCCUCCGAUUCACGAUCGAGAUCCCCACCUCCAGCCCGAGGUGCAAAAAGACGAGGAGAAAGCUACAGCUCAUCACUGUCGCGAUCCCGCUCUCGCUCGGCUCGGCGACGUGCGCUACCGAGAAGAGGAUCACGCUCCUUUUCAGCCUCUCGAAGUCCUCCGCCAAAACGAAGACGAGACACUAGCCCUCCGCGCGGACGAGCACAUCCCGCUCUCCGCCAUCACGCCAAGCCAGUCCUGUUGUACAUCCAUCUCGACGGCGCAACUUCCCACCUUCAAGACCAAAAUCCAGAUCGCGUACGCCACCGCGGUUCAACCGUCGGACAGCAGCAAGGAGAAGUCCAAAUCGCAGCCUGUCGCGGUCGCCAUCGCGGUCUCCACCCCCCAGGCGUAG